Molecule: messenger RNA, 793 nt
Organism: Camellia sinensis
Lineage: Eukaryota; Viridiplantae; Streptophyta; Magnoliopsida; Ericales; Theaceae
Product: DNA repair REX1-B protein
Source: RefSeq, a predicted model, not a curated record
AUAAUAACCAAUUCAGAUUCAAUGGAGGCGGAGGUCGAUAGUCGCUGUGAUUCCUCCAAAAUCAUCUGUCUUCUUCGCAGGUUCCUCGAAAUUCAGGAGCGAAGAGCCCACGCUUAUGCAAAGCUUAAAAAGGGUUUUGCAGACUAUAUGGUUUCAGGAGGGGAAUCAGUUUACCAACAACUCUGCAGCGAGAUCACAGUAGAAUUCAAUGAGUGUUCAAAACAGGUCCUUGAAAUGGAGUCACUAUUUCUGAGCCCUGAUUGCUUCCGAGAUGAUCUAGCUCACCUUGUCAGAUCUAUUCAAGUACAGGAAAAGCAGAAACUGCAACUGACGGCCACAAUUCAAGUGUUGAAGAAGGCAGGUCGUCCCUCAGAACGUCUGGUAAGCCAUGAGAACUGCGGAUUUAAGAGGCCUAUGCAGCAUGAGUGUGUGCAUGUCCAUGAGAUAACUGAAGCAGCUGGUACUGAGGAGGCCGAGGCUGAUGCAGAGUAUGAUAAUGCUCUUAAGGAAGCCAUUAGAGGAGUGCAGGAUGCGGUGACCACCAUAAAUGAACAUUUGGAAGAAGUUAGGUAUGAAAUUGCAGCCCUAGAGGCUGAAUGAAUGAAUGACCUUCCUUCUUUCUGAUUUCAAUAACUUGUAAGUAAAGUUUAUUGACUUAAAGUUGUGUUACCCAUAAAUGUUUAGAGAAGUGACUAAUCCAAACUUGUUAUGACAUGCGAGCUGUCAUUAAAGUUCAAUUUAGUGGUUUCAUCAAAUAUAAAGAGAUAAUCGUAUUUAGCAGGGCCUUUCCUCA